UUGGGCCAAACCAGGUGGAUAAUUCAUUCUCGAGUCUAGACUUUGGCGUCGAAACUGGUGGCUCGCAUGGCUUCAGCCCUUCUGUGCGCGCGCGGUGUCUCCCAUGGCGCAAACCUCCGCCUCUAUUCCGCUCAUAAUAUCAGCUUAAGACAAAGGCAUUGCCUUCUUGUAGUGAUCUGCUCGUCAUCCCCACAUUCCUGGCCGUCUACCCGCCGGAAGCCACUGUUUGUCGGCCGACGUUCCGCCUCUCUAGCCUUCCUUCUCCUUCACUGUCUUUCCGUUUACCCUAAACGUGCAGCUGCAGGCAGCCCCUUUGAUAAGUAUGUAAAGAGGAAAAAGCUUGAGCCUUUGGAGGCAUAUGUACCUGCCGUUUUAUUGACUGAAGAACAAUUCAAAGAUUUGGAGGAUUCAUUGGAUGUUGGGCAACCAAAAUAUGAUCAAAGCCGGUCAUUACUGCGCUCUGGUCCAGCCGCAUCUCUUCGUGUAAAUAUUAGAGCUGUGGCGCAAUAUGCUGAUGAUGAUGGCAAAGGCAAAGUCGCUUCGGACGCUGUUGACCGAUGUUUAAGAGCAUUGGAGGAUCUCGACUCGCUUCUAUUACAUGCAUCAAGGAAUGAUCCAACGGCCACCAUAAAAUCCAUGAAAUUUAAAAUCAAUGUUGCAUUAGAAUCAUUGGAUAGCCUCCUUCAAACAGUGCCAGCUUCAGUUCUUGAGAAAGGAAAGGCCAUUGCAGAUGCAUACAGAGUUUCUUAUCUGCCAACCGAGGAGAGCAAGUCUGAAGAAAUAGACUCAGUGUUGAAGAAGUUGGAAGCAAUCAUUUAAAAGGUUUUAGCUUCAUCCACAUCAUCUAUUUUCUUCAAUGUUUAUGAGAUUCUUAGUUAUAGUUUUUGUUGUAACUUUCUUUCUCUAUAUAAUUGAUU
Molecule: messenger RNA, 917 nt
Organism: Phalaenopsis equestris
Lineage: Eukaryota; Viridiplantae; Streptophyta; Magnoliopsida; Asparagales; Orchidaceae
Exons: 7
Coding region: 67-819 (250 amino acids)
Source: RefSeq, a predicted model, not a curated record